Adineta steineri is the source of this 972-nucleotide messenger RNA. The record is from the annotation of a GenBank genome assembly. NCBI's taxonomy places the organism in Eukaryota, Metazoa, Rotifera, Eurotatoria, Adinetida, Adinetidae.
AUGACAGGAAGUACGAAUGCCGACCGAUAUGCUCACACAGCAACCACAUUAGCAAAUGGAUUAGUAUUAGUUGCUGCUGGUGCCUAUUUCAAUAGUGCUGAAUUAUACAAUCUAUCGACAGGUAUUUGGACGAUGACAGGAAACAUGAAUUUCCAACGAUCACAUCACAAAGCAUCUAUAUUAACAAAUGGAUAUGUAUUAGUUACUGGUGGAAUUCAGAAUUCUGCUGCUUUGAAUAGUGCUGAAUUGUACAAUCCAUCAAUAAAUGCUUGGACAACUACAGGAAACAUGAAUGUUGCACGAUAUGAUCACACAGCAUCUACAUUAACAAAUGGAUAUGUGUUAAUUACUGGUGGACGCAACCGUCAUAAUUAUUUCAAUAGUGUUGAAUUGUACAAUCCAUCAACAGGUACUUGGACAAUCACGCAAAACAUGAGUGUUGCACGAGCAUAUCACACAGCAUGUACAUUAACAAACGGGCAUGUACUAAUUACUGGUGGAUUUAAAGGCAGUACUCCUUACAGAAGUGCUGAAUUGUACAAUCCAUCAACAGGUACUUGGACAACUACAGGAAACAUGAAUGUCGCACGAUCUGAUCACACAGCAUCUACAUUAACAAAUGGUUAUGUAUUCGUUACUGGUGGACGCAACUUCAAUACUCAUAUAAAUAGUGUUGAAUUGUACAAUCCAUCAAGAGGCACUUGGACAAUUACGAGAAAUAUGAGUUCCCCACGAUCACAUCACACAGCAUCCACAUUAACAAAUAAAUAUGUAUUAGUUACUGGCGGAUUUAUAGCCGGUGCUUAUCUCGGAAGUGCUGAAUUGUACAAUCUAUUAACAGGUACUUGGACAACUACGGGAGAUAUGAGUGUCGAACGAACAUUUCACACAGCAACCACAUUACAAAAUGGGUAUGUAUUAGUUACUGGUGGAGCCAUGCGCAAUGAUCGCAAUACUGUCGAGCUUUAUUAG